This is a messenger RNA of Rhizopus microsporus ATCC 52813, 576 nucleotides long. RefSeq lists its product as uncharacterized. The record is from RefSeq and is a predicted model, not a curated record. Bases 45 to 389 code for a protein of 114 amino acids. NCBI's taxonomy places the organism in Eukaryota, Fungi, Mucoromycota, Mucoromycetes, Mucorales, Rhizopodaceae. The transcript has 2 exons.
CUAACUUGUCUACAGUUGUUGAUCACGCUGAAGAUUUGGUUGGAAUGGAAUUAAAGACAACAGAAGAAGGCAAACUUGAUCUUGAUUCUACAAUGAUAGAAAAGAUCAAAGAGAUUAGUGUGGAUGUACAACAAAAGGAGCUGUUGAAUAUACUUAAAGACAAAGAGGAUGCCUUUGAAGAUAACAUGAACAAGUAUGAGCAACGUAUGGAAGAACUCAAAAAAGAAUUGGCUCUUGCUUCUGUUCCAAACAAGCCUCAGCAAAAACUGACAACAUAUACUCUACGACGUAUUAUCCGUGACUUUGAAAACUCCAUAAGAAAUGCAGAGAAUCAAUUGAGCACUCUUGAAAAGACUGUGGAGAAAAUUCCAUCAAGAACAACUGAAUAAAUAUAUAUAAUCGACUCUUGUGCACACUAAAUAGAAAAAUAAUAAUUUCAAACAACAAAUGAUGUAAAUAAGAGCCCAACAGAAGUAAAAGAAUUGUUUAGUAUUUCAGUUAUUACAUUGAUAUUAAAUACUUGCAUUAAAAGAGAGUUUAUAAGAGAAAAAGGCUCCUAGCUAAUGUAAGAUUCAU